This is a messenger RNA of Pelodiscus sinensis (Chinese soft-shelled turtle), 2915 nucleotides long. NCBI's taxonomy places the organism in Eukaryota, Metazoa, Chordata, Testudines, Trionychidae. The record is from RefSeq and is a predicted model, not a curated record.
CUUUUCCCAACACCCCAACGACUCUUCCUGCUUUUUUCCCAUCCACCCUCCAACAGCUUUUCCCGCCUUUUUUCCAUCCCUCCCAACUGUUGUCCCCGCCUCAGACUUGAGCUGCCUGAGGAUUGAGGAGGACUGAGGAGAUAAAAGGAAACCCUGCAACUCUCCCAGCAGUGGCCAAGCAUGGAGGAGACCCACACAUCCCUCAUCCCAUUCGCAAAGCAGUCCAGGAUGGUACGUCGAUAUAACCCAAGAGCUGGUACCAUGGGGCUUCCCACCCAUCAUCAAGGCAUGUGCUACCACAGCGAUGAAUUUUGGAGCCAGCUUAGCCAGUGGCCAGGCCCGCAUUGGAUGAAGGAAUACAGGGAAGCAACACCCCCGCUGAUGUCUAGCUCUGCCAUCCACAGGCCUGAUGCUCAGAUAGAUGCAGGCUCCUGGGAAGUGCUGUCCAUCCCUCCAACACUUCCCUCUCCUCAGGAGCUGUGUAGGAGAAGUGGCAGGCUGAAACGAAAGAAACUGGAGAGCAGUAGUGUGAUGUCGGUCUGUUAUCACCUGGAGGAACUGAAGAAAAGGCAAAGCUGCAUUGAUCAGUAUGGAGCUGAUUGGACGCUGAAGAGGCUGAAAUGGGGUGGAUACGGCUCCCCCACCAACGCUGAAGGGCUCAAAGGUACAGCUGAAUCUUUAGCAGAAGAAAUACUGAGUGGAAGAGACCUGCCCAGCCACGAGACCAAGCCAAGACCUUUGUGGAUCUCUGAAGAGAACUCUUUCGCUAACAGCAGUGGCAGUGGGCUGGUGAGCGGGCUGGCCUGCCCGCCACCAAGCCGCCACCACGCCGCAGAGCAGCAGUGCAGCCCCCUGGAAAUCUCGACAUUCCCCUCCGUUGUGGCUGCGACUGACCAACACCCAUUGCCGGUCAGGUGCCUGCCUCAGGAAGCCUUCUGGGGCUAUGGGCACCAGCCAGAGGAGUGAUCCAUCGUGGCAACCCAGGCUAGCCUGUUGCCUUUUUGAAGUGCUCAGUGUGAGCAUGGGAGCUCUUGCCUGUGCACACUUGCAACAGGCCAUGUAUUGAAAGGGUAUUAGUGCUUGGUGCCUGGUUAUUGGCUAUUUGUCCCUUGGUUUUUUUUUGGCAAGGAAAGCAGCUGCUUUGUUCUUGGCAUUCUCUGGGCGCUCUCAGUAGCCAGAAAGACAUCAGCAAAGACUUCAGGAUUGUUUCCAUAGUGAUGCAGUGCAAAUGGAAUAGAAGAGGAAGCUGUCUGCAUUAUACCCCGCCCUCUCUCUCCCGCUCCUACAUGUUUUAGUUAUCCAACGCUCAGAGAGCAAAUCAACCUAAGCAACAAUGUCUAACGCACCUGCCACCUACAAUACCAGGAAGUCAUGAGCUACCCCGACGCUGGAUGAGACAGAUGCUGAAAUGGUAUCAAAGCAAUGUCCCCUUGAUGCCCUCUACCCCAGGAAAGAUUCAGAUAAGCCUUUAACCUGGGAGCUUGUUUGAACCUGAGCUGAAAUUUGGAGCCACUUUCCUCCCAUACCUGCAGCUACAGAGCUGUCUCUACCCGAUGGAAGGCUGCCUUGGCCAUUGCUGGUGAAUGACAGUUUUGCGGGAGACAGCUUGCGCUCCUCUCUUCCUGCGGAAAAAGCAAAAGUCAUGGGUGGCAGGAUCCCCAGACGCUUGCAGAUGAUUCUCUUCUCUCCAGUGAGAACCAUCCAGGAGAGGUAAGUGUGGGGCACUUAGUGAGAGGCUAACCUGUUGGACUUCUCCAAAACUUCAUGUCAUGGAGAGGGGUGUGAAUCAGGCCCAGUUCUUCUGCUGCUCCUGACCCUAGUUUCAUGGUAAUGAAUUAUAAAUCGUGCCUCCAGGAAAACCUUGAGCACAUGGAAUCCCAACACCUUUUUGAAAACCCAAUCCCCUCCUGGCUCAUUUGGAAGGUGAAUGAAAACAGCUAGGAUGAAAUUCAGUUAAUCCCUUGUGCUGCCACCCUUCUGAAUGGGGCAUGAAUUUUCCCAGCAGAACACUCUGGGUUCUACCCUCCAAAGGAAAGUAGGGAAUUUUGAAAACCCCACUGCAAACUUUUAAUAACACCACCUAUUUAUUUUUUAAGAAAAUGAGCUACAAUCUUUUUAAAUUUGGGCCAGAGAAAGUACUUCCCUCCCUAGAAUUGGGCUGUGUUUUCCAGCAUCCACAAAUGCACAUGACCUUUCCAGUGCUGUGUGAUAAAAGCAUAUUCUUGGCAAAGUUCAAACACACCCUAUAUAUUGGCAUUGUAAAAUGAUAAGCAUUGGGCUUUGGAAAGCACUGCGACUAUUCUAGUUGCACCAAGACCUUUCUGUAUUGCAGGUAACUUACUUUGGAGAGGUUUUUAAAUUCUACUUAUGUUCCCAUGCAAGUAUUGAUUGAUAUAUAUCAGAUGGUUGCCGAUCAUUUAAGUUACUGCUCACACAUUUGGAAAGGGGUUUGAAUCAGGCCCUAUAGAAUUAGUUCAUGUUGUUCAGUAAUAUUUGAGGUACCAAUUCAGUAAAGAACAUAAAGACAUGCUUAAUUUUAAACACGUCUAAGCUUAUUGAUAUCCAGCAAAAUAUACAAGCACCUAGCUGAAUCCAGACCCUGAAUGAGUCAGGUUUUUACUGUUCUGUAACAUUUAAUGUUCACUUUUUGAUCUUUGCAAGUUCAGUAACAGUUAACAAAGGGGUCUAUUGUUCAAAUAUAGGAAGAUUAGUGACCCUAACAGUUUAUUGUGCAGGUGAGGACAAUUCCUUCGUUUAUCUCACUGUUCAGCUAAAUUUGUUAUAGAAUUUGUGUAGCGAUUUUGCUCCUAUUUGAUGUCUUGUCUCAAGAAGUUAUUUAGAAGUUCAUUGUACUAUUCUGUACUAGUUAUGGGAAAUGUUCCCUCUUAUUUAUUAUCCCCACUAUUAAACAAAGU